GCAAAAGAGAAUGCAAAACAUACAGCAGCAGGGAUUCCCACGUGGUCACCCACCGUAGUACUAAUCUGCCGUUCAACUGCUUAUGUAUGGCAGAGCGGACGGGAUGCCCAGUUUUCAGCUGACUGUGGCCGUAUGUGCUUGAAAAGUGGAUUUUUGACAAUAUGGCUCUGUUCACCGAGCACACGUCUUUGGGUAGAGAUUUUGAUUGCGUCGACUCGAAGACAAGUGAUGAGUAUAUCAUCUCCCAGUCUUGCCAUCAAGGACUACCAACAUGAUCAUGGUUUGAUGUAUUGUCAUCGAUGUUCAAUCGUCUCUCUAAGCAAUACAUGCCCAGACAUUUGUUCACACACUGGAGGUCGAGAGAUCGUCGUUCAGCCAUCGCUCCGGCACUUUCAGCCUCAGCUUCACCCGCAAUCAGCCACCCUGCCUGCCCUUUCUCGUCUCUUCCACAGCGAUGCCUUCACUCGGCCCAUCAUCGCUUCACUCUUACACAUCGCCAAGUCAAUCAUGAGUUCACCAUCAGAUGUACAGCUCCACAGUCCAUAA
Messenger RNA from Aureobasidium namibiae CBS 147.97, 546 nucleotides. RefSeq lists its product as uncharacterized. The transcript has a single exon. The record is from RefSeq and is a predicted model, not a curated record. The annotation marks the transcript as partial. NCBI's taxonomy places the organism in Eukaryota, Fungi, Ascomycota, Dothideomycetes, Dothideales, Saccotheciaceae.